Messenger RNA from Macadamia integrifolia, 3242 nucleotides. Its product is annotated as pentatricopeptide repeat-containing protein At1g18900-like. Gene Ontology annotation, molecular function: protein binding. NCBI's taxonomy places the organism in Eukaryota, Viridiplantae, Streptophyta, Magnoliopsida, Proteales, Proteaceae. The record is from RefSeq and is a predicted model, not a curated record. The transcript is spliced from 2 exons. The coding region runs from base 436 to 3066 and encodes 876 amino acids.
UCCAAUCUUUUGUAAUCUGCCAAAUAAGGAGAAAAAAAAGAUGCCAUUGUAACUCCAUGCUUGGAUCCAACCUAGCUUGAGUGGAGUUGCAGAAAGAUGGGUCAGGUAGUUUGGCUGAUCAUGGAGCACUGGAGGUAUAAAGCUGUGGAGUGUGCAUCGUUGGGAGGGAAUGAACUUGCUGCGGGAAAUGUGAAGCUGAAAUUUUGAUUUCUUCUACACUGGAAGCAGCUUUCCCUUCUUUCUUAAUUCCCUUAUCUCCCUAUCCCUUCCUGUUUCCAACCAAGACACUGAAUCAGAGGCUCUUUUGAGAUAAUGUUGAGAGCAAGACAGAUCGGUACAUAGGCCUGAAAAUAUUCUUAUUGUCAUUGUGCUUUUCAAUGUUGGGGACACUAGGAUCUGAAUAGUGGCACUGAAUCUGUUUACUGUAAGCAGAUAAUGUUGAGAGCAAAACAGAUCGGUACCCUUUCACAGUGUGCAAGAACUUUCUUCCUUAAUGGUUCAAGAUGUAGUGCUGCAGAUGGAAGUUCAUGCACCUGCACUGAAGAUGAAAAUUGUGUCUCAAAAAAGCAGCAAAGAAGUAAUGAAGUUUUGCAAACACAGAAGACUGUGGGGCAAGAUGGAAGUCUACCAUCGGGAGAUGCAGUAGUUGGUCAUCACAGAGCAGAGAGUGGUGUCCUUCCAGUCCCAGUCCCAGUCCCGCAUAUUCUACCCUCUCCCACUUCUUCAGCAAGGUCUGAUGAUUCAAUUUAUGUAAGUGGCAGUGGCAAUGUCCAUGCUGCUCAGAAGGAUUUGGUGCAUACAUCCACCCUUGUUACUGACCACUUUGUCAAGGCUGGCUUUGCAGCAGUUAAUUUCCUUUCUGAUUUGGCAAAUUACAAGAUACCUACAUCAGAUGGAAGUGGGGCAGUUCUCUCAUCUCAGAACUGUAUGAUUGAUUCUACUAGGCCCAUUUCCAAUGUAAGGUCAUCAAAUGGGAAGCCUCAUAAAAUAGACUACUCCAAAUCCCAUGGGAAACCAUCAGUCGAUAUGACAAGAGAGCCCAACUCUGCGACUCACUAUAAUGGUUCUAAAGGUAAGUGUGUAAAAUCUGGUACAGUGAAAGGUGUUGACAAAGCUCCAAGCACAGCAGUGGGGAAUUCAGUAGAGACUCAGAACUUGCCUUCAGAUUGUGGGAGGCGCUCAAUACCACUACGACACAAAACUGAUGAUGCAUACCACUUAAUUCCCAACUCCAAUUCCAAAGGACGAACUUCAGAAGAUAAAGUUUUGGGAGGCAUUGCUGAAGGUUUUAAAUCCAUUGAUAAGGUUCAGAAGCCCCUGAGAUAUACAAAAAAGCCAACUGGAUCCACCUCAAUGACCAGGCAGUCUGUAAAAACUGGGCCUGCUAUGGAACAUGCUUAUCAAAUUCUGCAGCAGAUGAGGUGGGGCCCAGCAGCAGAACAGGCUCUUGGGAAUCUUGGCUGCUCAUUUAAUGCCUAUCAAGCAAAUCAAAUUCUAAAACAGCUUCAAGAUCAUUCAGUUGCUCUCAGUUUUUUCUGUUGGUUGAAACGCCAGCCGGGAUUCAAACAUGAUGAAUAUAGUUAUACCACCAUGGUCGGCAUUCUUGGACGUUCCAGACAGUUCAAUGCCAUAAACAAUUUGCUGGAUGAGAUGGUCAGGGAUGGCUGCCACCCUAAUGUUGUUACAUAUAACCGACUGAUUCAUAGUUAUGGCCGUGCAAAUUACAUGGAUGAAGCAAUCGGUGUUCUGUACCAGAUGCAAGAGGCUGGAUGCGAACCUGAUCGAGUAACCUACUGCACGCUAAUUGACAUCCAUGCAAAGGCAGGGUUUCUUGAUGUUGCAUUGGACAUGUAUCGAAGGAUGCAAGAGGUGGGUCUUUCUCCGGAUACAUUUACCUAUAGUGUAAUAAUCAACUGCCUUGGGAAAGCUGGUCAUCUAGCUGCUUCUUACAAGCUGUUUUGUGAGAUGAUUUCUCAUGGUUGCGUUCCUAAUUUGGUUACAUACAAUAUCAUGAUUGCAUUGCAAGCAAAGGCAAGGAACUACCCUAGUGCAUUACAGCUGUACCGGGACAUGCAGACUGCAGGAUUCCGACCUGAUAAGGUGACAUACAGCAUUGUGAUGGAGGUCCUUGGCCAUUGUGGGUAUCUUGAUGAAGCAGAAGCUGUCUUUGCAGAAAUGAAACAGAACAACUGGAUUCCUGAUGAACCUGUGUAUGGUCUCCUGGUUGACUUGUGGGGAAAAGCAGGCAAUGUUGACAAGGCUCGAGGAUGGUAUCUUGCAAUGCUCAAUGAUGGUCUACACCCUAAUGUACCGACAUGCAAUUCUUUGCUUAGUGCAUUCCUUAGAGUUCACCGGUUCGCUGAUGCCUACACUAUGCUGCAGAGUAUGAUGAGAUCAGGUCUGCAACCUUCACUGCAGACAUAUACAUUGCUCCUUAGCUGCUGUACAGAAGCACAGUCUCCACUGGAGAUGAGCUUUUGUUCUAGGCUAAUGGCUCUUACUGGCCACGCUGCUCAUGCAUUCCUACUGUGCCUACCUGCUGCAGGACCAGAUGGGCAGAAUGUAAGAGAACAUGCUAGCAACUUCUUGGAGCUUGUACACAGUGAGGAUAGGGAAAGCAAGAGGGGACUUGUGGAUGCAGUUAUAGAUUUCCUUCAUAAGUCGGGCCUCAAGGAGGAGGCAGGCUCAGUCUGGGAGGUCGCUGCACAGAAGAAUGUCUACCCAGAUGCAAUAAGAGAGAAAAGAUCCUGCUAUUGGCUUAUCAACCUUCAUGUUAUGUCAGAUGGAACUGCCAUUACAGCCUUGUCAAGGACGCUUGCCUGGUUCCGCCGCCAAAUGCUUGCGUCAGGCGUUGGACCCAACCGUAUCGAUAUUGUGACAGGAUGGGGCAGACGCAGCAGAGUAACAGGAUCUUCUCUUGUUAGACAGUCAGUGGAAGAGCUUCUUCAUAUUUUUCAGUUUCCUUUCUUUACUGAAAGUGGAAACUCUGGGUGUUUUGUGGGGUGUGGUGAACCUCUCAACAGAUGGUUGCUUCAUUCCUAUGUAGAACGAAUGCACUUACUUUAGUUGGUGAUCAUAGCUCAAUUUUUAGCAUAGUUGCAAUUUUGUGUGAAGGGGAAGGUUAGUUAUUUAUGUACGUAACUGAAAUUCAAGGCUGUUCUUAUGAACAGCAGUGUUGAAUCAAAUGAGUUUUAAGAUUAGCUUAAGGCAUUGGCUACCAAUGAAAAUUGAAUGUUAUUGCA